Oncorhynchus mykiss (rainbow trout) is the source of this 899-nucleotide messenger RNA. The record is from RefSeq and is a predicted model, not a curated record. Lineage: Eukaryota; Metazoa; Chordata; Actinopteri; Salmoniformes; Salmonidae.
UCUUGCGGUUCACUUGGCAAAACUUUCCCAAAUUCAUUCAUUUCAACUCUUAAUUUAGCGAGACACCCUUUCACUUUUUGUACAUCCAUUCAAUCCUCACUAUUUAAGAUAAUCCGCAGAUAUGGGAUCAGAACACAAACCAAAUUCUGACUGGAGGAAAUUUGCAAUAUACUGGCAACAGGUAAGUCAACAACAUGCUAUCAUUUGAUCAUUGCUUCGGGCUUCAAUUAAUUAAUUAUUUUCAGGAUUAUAUUCAACUAACAAUGACCAUCUGUUGCAGAUCAUCUAACUACCAUAAGAAUGGCAAUUCAGACUAUCACUUGGAUGAGCGCCUUCCUCUGCCUCGCGCAGGUUUUCUCGAUGCCCAUCCCUUGCCAGCUACAAGGACAGCUGGUGCGAACAACCCACAACCUACUGAGAGACAUGGGUGGUCAUUUUCCUCUGGAGUGCCUGCAGGAGAAUGUCUUCAUGGCAUUCCCAGCCACCUCAUUUGCAACCUCCGGGGCGCCACAGUUGAGCAGCAGUGCUGCUAAGGCUAUUUAUGAGACAUUGAAGAACAUCGACACAUUGUUCGGAACUGACGAACUGCCGACAAUGUGGGACCAACAGAAGUUGGAGUAUUUUCAGAACAUUAUCUACCGUCAGAUUGAAGAGAGCGAGUGUAUGAGCAGUGUGGAUACAAGUGAUUAUCCCAUCAGGGCAGAGGGCCUGAAGACAUACUUUGGGAACAUUGCAGCAGUUUUAAAAGAAAAGAAUUUCAGUUACUGCGCCUGGGAAGUGGUUCGAAAAGAACUCCUGUACACCCUAGAAUUCAUUCUGAAACACAACUCUGACAGCCUUCUGUGGUCCAACAGAACAUGAAUUUGAACUUGCAGAUAUUUUUUUACUAAUGUGUUUUA